ACCACCAACUUCCAAUGGAGCAACACAACCCAUUACCCUUCCUCAUUCUCUUCUUCUUUUUCUCAUUCUUCCCUCCCCUGUUUCAAUCACAAGACCUCCGACCCUUCAUCAUCCAGCUCCAUCCCAAGUCCCAAACCACCUCCAACCAUCAUCAAUGGCACCUCUCCUUCCUCCCUUCUUCAUCCCGCCUGCUCUACUCCUACCACACCACCCUCAUCGGCUUCGCCGCUCUUCUCUCCCCUGAUGAAGCUGAUGCUCUCCGCAACUCCCCCAGCGUCAUUGCCGUCCACCCCGAUCGCUAUCUCAAACUUCACACCACCUACUCCUACAAAUUUCUCAACCUCGCCGGCACCGCCGGUUCUCCAGGGCUCUGGACUGGCUCCAAAUUCGGCCGUGGUGCCAUCAUUGGAGUCCUUGACACCGGAGUCUGGCCGGAAAGCCCUAGCUUUUCUGACCACCACAUGCCGCCAAUCCCUUCCAGGUGGAAAGGAAGUUGCCAAAUUGGCGAGAACUUUAACUCCACUAACUGCAAUCGUAAGCUCAUCGGUGCUAGAUUCUACUCCAAGGGUCACCGUGCCAAUUCUCCGGCCGCCGGCACCGCCGCAUUUGAAUACAUUUCCCCCCGCGAUGCUCAUGGCCAUGGGACACACACUUCCUCCACCGCCGGCGGGGCCUCCGUAAGUGGCGCUAGUGUGCUUGGCGCCGGAGCUGGAACGGCGACCGGCAUGGCUCCGGGUGCUCACAUAGCCGUUUACAAGGUGUGCUGGUAUAAUGGAUGUUAUAGCUCCGACAUUCUCGCUGGAAUGGAUGACGCCGUUCAUGACGGUGUUGAUGUGCUUUCUCUCUCACUUGGAGGUUUUCCUAUGCCAUUGUUUGAGGAUAGCAUCGCCAUUGGAAGCUUUCGAGCUGUCGAGCGAGGGGUGGCUGUCGUCUGCGCUGGGGGAAAUAAUGGCCCUGCUGCGAGCUCUGUCGCGAAUGAAGCGCCGUGGAUUACAACGGUUGGCGCCAGCACGAUGGACCGCCGGUUCCCGGCUGCUGUACGGUUGGCUAACGGUCGACUUCUUUAUGGGGAGUCUAUUACGGGAUUUUCAAAUAAUGGCGGGAAGGUGCCGGAGCUGGAGCUGGUUUAUGAGAAUGGCGGGAACAGGGGAGCUGAGUUCUGUUUCAGGGGCUCGCUUUCAAAAUCUAAAGUCAAAGGGAAAAUUGUCAUCUGCGACCGCGGAGUCAAUGGGCGUGCCGAAAAAGGUCAAGCUGUCAAAGAAGCGGGCGGCGCCGCCAUGAUUCUCGCGAAUGCUGAAAUAAAUCAAGAAGAAGACUCCCUCGACGCUCACGUUCUCCCCUCAACUCUCAUCGGCUUCAACCAAUCCAUCCAACUCAAGUCCUUCAUCAAUUCCACUAAAAUCCCUAAAGCUCGAAUCAUCUUUGCCGCCACCGCCACCACCGGCAGGUCACGUGCUCCUUCCAUUGCGCCCUUCUCCUCACGCGGCCCAAGCCUAACGAUCCCCUCCGUUCUAAAGCCCGAUAUAAUUGCCCCGGGGGUCAAUAUCAUCGCAGCUUGGCCCGAAAACCUUGGCCCAUCUGGCCUUGCCGAUGAUCACAGGCGUUCGAAUUUUAGUAUUCUUUCGGGGACUUCUAUGGCAUGCCCGCAUGUGAGCGGGAUAGUAGCACUGGUUCGGGCUGCGCAUCCAAGCUGGAGUCCGGCGGCUGUCCGGUCAGCUAUUAUGACAACGGCCGAUGUUUUGGACCGAUAUGCAAAACCGAUAAUGGAUGGGGUCGAACCUGCCAAUAUAUUUGCCAUGGGAGCAGGUCAUAUUAAUCCGAGCAGGGCUAUGGACCCGGGACUGGUUUAUGAUAUUGAAUCAGAAGAUUAUGUUAUUCAUUUGUGCUCGCUUGGGUAUACGAAGUCCGAGAUGUUUGCUAUCACACACCGGAUUGUGGAUUGUGGUGACAUUAAGGAAAAGAACAAGUGGUUUAGUUUGAACUAUCCUUCCAUUUCUGUGGAGUUUAAGAGAGGAACAAAUGUGAUUAUGACGAGGAGGACAGCAAGUAAUGUGGGGAAGAUUAAUUCAACUUAUUUCGUGAAGGUGAGUCCACCAAAGGGAGUGAGGGUGAGAGUGGUGCCUAAAAGAUUGAACUUUGGAGCGAUAAAUGAUAAGAGAAGUUAUCUAGUUUGGUUUAUGUCAAGGAGAAAGGACAAGACAGAGGGAUAUAGUGAAGGGGAGAUCAUUUGGGUGGGUGAAGAGGAGGAAGGCAACAGGGUGAGGAGCCCUGUGUCUGUCGAAUGGAAACCAUAAAAGUAAAAGAUUAAAUUUGAAAAAAUAUAUUUAAAA
This is a messenger RNA of Phalaenopsis equestris, 2330 nucleotides long. RefSeq names its product subtilisin-like protease SBT1.2. Gene Ontology annotation, biological process: proteolysis. The record is from RefSeq and is a predicted model, not a curated record. Gene Ontology annotation, molecular function: serine-type endopeptidase activity. NCBI's taxonomy places the organism in Eukaryota, Viridiplantae, Streptophyta, Magnoliopsida, Asparagales, Orchidaceae.